Messenger RNA from Benincasa hispida (wax gourd), 3917 nucleotides. The record is from RefSeq and is a predicted model, not a curated record. NCBI's taxonomy places the organism in Eukaryota, Viridiplantae, Streptophyta, Magnoliopsida, Cucurbitales, Cucurbitaceae.
AUUCCCUAAUUGGGUUUCGGCCAUUCUCAUUUCUUUGUUCAUUGAUUCAGGUUCAAUCAACGAGACUCGGUCUGAUCAUUUCCAGAUUCUCUUCCGCCUUUUUGAAUUUCGCUGCGAUCGAUUGCGGCAGUCCCAACCCUCAACCGGUUCGAUUCGAAUCGUAGUGACACGUUUGGUAACCUAUGGCCAUAAACCCUAAAAACCUUACGACUUGUGGAGUAGUUUAACAUGAGCAUCAAUUGCUUUAAAGAAGAUGAAGCUUUCCGUUGAGCUUCUUGCCUUUUCUUCACUCCUCAAGCGAUGGUACUCUUCUUUCGCACUCUUUUCCACAUUAGUCGCAGAGCUUCUUACCGAGUAAUCUCUUUAUCUUCUAAUUCUUCGCAUCCGGAUUGCCUUUCUUUCAAUGUAUUUAAUUCCUUAUCAUCCUUAACAUCAAUAAAUGCUUGUUGCAUUUCUCGUCCUUUUUUCUGGUUCACUAGCUUUCUUUGUAUAUUUCGGCUCCCUUUUGUUAGUUGCUCGAAUGCAAAAAAUUCAUUUGAAUUUUUGGACAUUGGUUCCCUUCGUAUAAUCAUACGACAAGACCUCUGGAACGAUCCUAAGAUUGUUAUUUUAUUUGAUUCAGCACUAGCGCCCAUCUGGGUCUCUAAGGUUUUAGUUGAACUGAAAGAAGAUCCGAAAUUAGCUCUUAAGUUCUUCAAAUGGGCUGGAAGCCAUAUUGGUUUCCACCAUACUACCGAGUCUUACUGCAUUGUAGUUCACAUGCUGUUUCGUGCGAGAAUGUAUACAAAUGCCCACGAUAUUGUUAAAGAAAUGAUUGUGAAGAGCCGCAUCGACGUAGGUUUUCCAGUUUGUAAUAUAUUUGAUGUUUUAUGGUCGACUAGGAAUAUUUGUAUGUCAGGGCCAGGAGUCUUUGACGUUUUAUUUAGUGUUUUGGUAGAUUUGGGUAUGCUUGAGGAAGCUAAUGAAUGUUUCUCUAGGAUGAGGAACUUUAGGACUUUUCCCAAAGCACGUUCUUGCAAUUUUCUUUUGCAUAGAUUAUCAAAGUCAGGCAAUGGACAGUUGGUGAGGAAGUUUUUCAAGGACAUGAUUGGGGCUGGGAUUGCACCUUCAGUUUUUACCUACAAUGUAAUGAUAGACUACUUGUGCAAAGAAGGGGAUUUGGAAAACGCUAGACGUUUGUUUGUUCAAAUGAGGCACAUGGGCUUUUCUCCAGAUGUUGUCACAUAUAAUUCUUUGAUUGAUGGCUAUGGCAAGGUUGGUUUAUUAGAAGAAGCUGUGUAUUUAUUUAAUGAAAUGAAGGAUGUAGGUUGUGUUCCUGAUGUAAUUACCUAUAAUGGGUUAAUCAAUUGUUUUUGCAAGUUUGAGAAGAUGCCUCGAGCUUUUCAUUAUCUCUCUGAGAUGAAGAACAAUGGGUUAAAACCAAAUGUUGUAACCUAUAGCACAUUGAUUGAUGCUUUUUGCAAGGAGGGAAUGAUGCAAGGUGCCAUCAAACUUUUUUUUGAUAUGAGAAGGGUUGGUCUUUUACCUAAUGAAUUCACUUACACUUCUCUGAUUGAUGCCAAUUGUAAGGCAGGUAAUUUAACAGAAGCAUGGAAGUUGUCCAACGAUAUGUUGCAAGCAGGAGUUAAUUUAAAUAUAGUCACUUAUACAGCCCUAAUGGAUGGCCUUUGUGAAUAUGGAAGAAUGAUGGAAGCAGAAGAAGUGUUUAGGUCAAUGCUGAAAGAUGGAAUAUCUCCCAACCAGCAGGUUUACACUGCAUUGGUUCAUGGCUAUAUUAAGGCGGAAAGAAUGGAGGAUGCAAUAGAAAUAUUGAAGCAAAUGACAGAAUAUAACAUCAAACCAGAUUUAAUACUCUAUGGCACCAUUAUUUGGGGUCUCUGUAGUCAAAGCAAACUUGAAGAAACUAAACUUAUUAUUAAAGAAAUGAAAAGUCGGGGUAUUAGUGCAAAUCCUGUUAUAUACACAACAAUUAUCGAUGCUUAUUUUAAGGCUGGAAAAAGCUCUGAUGCAAUAAAUCUUCUUCAGGAGAUGCAGGAUGCAGGUGUUGAGGCUACUGUUGUAACCUACUGUGUACUAAUUGAUGGUUUGUGCAAAACAGGUCUGGUUGAACUGGCAGUUGAUUAUUUUGGUAGAAUGUCCAAUCUUGGUUUACAACCUAAUGUUGCUGUGUAUACGGCCCUCAUUGAUGGUCUUUGUAAAACUAAUUGCAUUGAAUCUGCCAAAAAGUUGUUUGAUGAAAUGCAAUGUAGGGGUAUGACCCCGGAUAUAACAGCUUUCACUGCUCUAGUUGAUGGAAAUUUGAAGCUUGGAAAUCUUCAGGAAGCUUUGGAUUUGAUUAGCAGAAUGACAGAAUUAGCUACCGAGUUUGAUUUGCAUGCUUAUACUUCCUUGGUUUCGGGAUUUUCUCAAUGUGGUGAGCUGCAUCAAGCGAGGAAGUAUUUUAAUGAGAUGAUUGAGAAGGGCAUACUUCCCGAGGAGAUUUUAUGUAUAUGUCUACUGAGAGAGUAUUACAAGCUUGGAAAGCUGGAUGAAGCCAUUGAAAUGAAGAAUGAAAUGCAAAGGAGGGGUUUAAUUACUGAAAAGUGCAGCCAUGCAGUUACCAGUCUAAAAACUUGAAAGGGAGAUCCAAUCUGAUCAUCUUUGUUGUCUGGAAGCCGAGCUUGUACUUUAAUUGAAAGCACAUGUGGUAUUUAUUCAGAAUUCAUUGUUAUGACGACCCAAGAAACCCACCUUUCAAAUGCAUUCCAUGUUUGACGAGAAGAACUUGCAGGCCAUGUGUGAUGUAUCUGAUGUUGAUUUUGGAAGCUAGAUAAGAUACAGGUUUCUAGUCUCUAAAUGAUGAUACCUGCAGGAAAAUCCCAUCAUGUCAUGCGUUUCUGUGAUCAUCAAUCUUCUAUAAAUGUCUAAGGAUUCCAGUGGUACGAUAUUUUGAUUUCCAUGGAAUCAUUCUAGUGAAAAUUCCUAUCUGUUAUUCUUGCGGAUGGAAGCAUAUUCAUUCAAGUUUGAAGCUCUGCAUCACUCAUAAUGAGCAAGACAGUUUUUUACAGCAUUAUGAAUGUGGUGAAAGGAAAGCUACUUGACUUAUCACUUAAGAAGGUUAUAGGCUUAUAGCAUCGGUUAGGCAUUUCAAAGGUGGUUCCCCAUUUCAAUUUGUUGAGUGAACUGGUUAUCAGUACAAGCUUCACUUCUAUGCAGUGAUGUUUGGCACAUCCAUCCAUUUAAGUUGAAUAGAAGCAACAACUUAGAUGUGCCUCAUUACCAUAGUAAUACUUGACUUAACAAUGACUUGCAAAAGCUUCAGAGUUUGGUUCCCAUUUCAUGUCUGUUUGUUAUCCAUCGUCAGGAGCCGUAGUGUAGGGAACAAAAUUCGGUAUGGAUGCCCAAGAGCAGAGCUUAGGUGGUUGGUUUGGGAGAGAGCUUAUUUUGGCACAUCAAUUGUAGAAGGAAGCAUUCAUGUUGAUGGCUGCCAUAUCGGCACACGUUGGGAGUUUCAAGUGUUGUAUGAUUCUGACUUGUUUGGCUCCUAAUAUAUAAAUGUAAGUCCCAAAUUUCAAGAGUUCUGGAAGGAAGAAGCUGCUAGCUGCACAAUAAUUUGUUGUAGCCUUGCAGAAUGAAGCCUAGAAAGGUUAGGUGAUAUGUACUGAUUCUCCAUGUUAAAAAAUCUCCACAUGAUUUUAAGAAAAAAGCAGAAGAGAAAGAGUAGAGACAUAAAGAAUAGUGUUGUUAUUGGUAAAAAACUGUAAACAAGAAACAGGAAGGUUCCAACUUUAAUAAUACUCUUUUACAUAGUGUCGUUUAUCGGUUGCAUAAAACACUGAACCAAAAAACUUCAAUUUUAGAAAUUGUGGGUGUAUAUGUUAACCGUUGAUAUGUUUUGAUCUUGCGAACUAUCUAAUGUAGUACAUGUUUUGACGGGA